Galendromus occidentalis (western predatory mite) is the source of this 1329-nucleotide messenger RNA. Its product is annotated as reticulocalbin-2. Gene Ontology annotation, molecular function: calcium ion binding. The transcript is spliced from 6 exons. Bases 81 to 1037 code for a protein of 318 amino acids. NCBI's taxonomy places the organism in Eukaryota, Metazoa, Arthropoda, Arachnida, Mesostigmata, Phytoseiidae. The record is from RefSeq and is a predicted model, not a curated record. Gene Ontology annotation, cellular component: endoplasmic reticulum.
GGCUCUCACUCAGCUGGGCGGCUGGUCCGAGAGGAGCGGUGUGACGAACGAGACGCUGCGCUGGAGUCGCACCGGCAACGAUGUCAUCGUUUUCACGGACCCCCUUUAAAGUGGCUUUGCUGAUCUUCGUCUUGAUUGUGAACUCGUUUUGUGUCGCGAGUGACGACGAUCUCCAUAAGGAGAGCUCCAACCACGGUGCGGUAUCGCCCAGCCAAGAAGAUGAAGAUCACACCUAUUUCGAACACUCUUCGAUCCUUGGCAGUAGGAAAGAGGUCGAGGAGUUCGCAGACAUGUCACCGGAAGAAGCUAAAAAGAGACUUAGAGUCAUAGCGAAUCUCAUGGACACGAACCAUGACGGCAGCGUUGAUAGAAACGAGUUACAGAAGUGGAUUCUCAAUUCAUUCGCGUCCUUGACGUUAGAAGAAGCUUCAGAGCGUUUCGAAGAUACAGAUCGUGACGGCAACCGACUCGUUUCCUGGGAUGAACACUCCUCCGAAUCCUUCGGAGACGGGACCCGGCAAUUCAAGACGACAGAGGAGAAACUCGAUCACCAGUCUCUAGUUGAUGAAGAGCGUGAACUCUUUGAUCUCGCGGACAAGGACAAAGACGGAUUCCUCAACAAGGAGGAGUAUGCGAGACUUUCGCAGCCACACGAAUAUCCCGAAAUGCAAAAGGUGAUCGUUCUCCAGGCUCUCAAGAGGAAAGAUGCCGAUAAAGACGGCAAACUUUCGAUGGAGGAAUUCCUCGCGGAUGAGAAACUGUCCAAGGAGAAUUUGCUCGACGAGCGGGAGCGCUUCAGGCAUGAGUUGGAUAAGAACAAAGAUUCCUAUCUGGACUAUGACGAGUUCUUCCAUUGGGUGAUUCCGGAUAAUAAUCAAAUCGCGGACUCAGAAGUGGAGCAUCUGAUGGAAAGGGCGGAUGACAAUCACGACGGAAGGUUGUCGAUAGAUGAGGUGGUCAAGCAUCACGAUACCUUCGUCAACUCAGAGGCGACAGAUUACGGAGAACAUCUUCUCAAAUAUAAGGACGAACUCUAAUCGAUAGAGAUGGUUGCAAGAGGGUCCGCGUCAUUCGCCCAAAACUCGAAGAUAUGUUCAGGCUCAGUACCUGCCUGAAAGGAGGGGAGGUCUUGCUCCCGUUACGCAAGUCGAGCUUUAUCACAUCCGUCGAUGCCCAUCAUCACGAAUUCAUCCGCAUCACGCAACAAUGAAUGUUUUCGAGACUCAGGUCGAGUCUCGAAGCAUGCCGAGCAAAUUCAAUAGGAUUGAGCGGGAUUAUCGGUGCAUCUCGUCUCUGGAUACAAUAAAAAGAGUUGUGGUAUGACCGAAA